Colletotrichum destructivum is the source of this 2600-nucleotide messenger RNA. Its product is annotated as Putative ferric reductase, NAD binding domain, ferric reductase transmembrane component-like protein. Lineage: Eukaryota; Fungi; Ascomycota; Sordariomycetes; Glomerellales; Glomerellaceae. The record is from RefSeq and is a predicted model, not a curated record. Gene Ontology annotation, cellular component: plasma membrane. Gene Ontology annotation, biological process: intracellular iron ion homeostasis; copper ion import; iron ion transport. Gene Ontology annotation, molecular function: ferric-chelate reductase activity. The transcript is spliced from 4 exons. Bases 107 to 1894 code for a protein of 595 amino acids.
UUGCUCACCCUGCUUCCCACCACAAGACGCUCGCUCCUCUCAUUACUCCAGGGCCACAAAUCACUUCACUACAUCACCUCCCAUUUAUUCAACUCCUUCAUACACAAUGGCUGGAGGUAGUGGUGGAGGCCCUUCGGCCUUCCCCAAACUAUUUGCUCAACGCAGUCGCAUGAACCAUGAGGCCAUGAUAUACUACGCCAUCAUUUUGGGCACUCUCAUGGGCAUCUUCGUUGCAUUCCACCUGAUACGCCUCCUUUCCCAGAAGACUCGCCUUGCUGCAAAGCUCUCUUUCCUGGCAAUGCCCUUCAUCUUUAUCUCCCGAAUCAUCCGUAGAGUUUCUAUUCGCAAGGUCCCUUUCCUGCCUUCCACUGGCCAUGCCGCCCUCGCCUUUGUCUAUGUUGCAGUCAAUAUCAUCCUCACCCUAACAUACAUCGACACAUCGGGCUUACCCUACAUAACCGUCAUUGGAGCUCGUACAGGAUGGCUUGCCAUCGUGAACAUCCUCUUCGUGGUCUUCCUGGCCCUUAAGAACACUCCUCUCGGCUACCUGACAGCCUGGUCCUACGAGCGUCUCAAUGUUCUCCAUCAAAUUGCUGGCUAUGUCACAAUGGCCUUGAUCAUCGUACACGGUGCCACCUAUUCGUCGUACUUCAUUCAGCAGGGGAACCUCGCACGCCUCCGCGUUCACGAGGAGAUCUACGGCAUCGUUUCCGGUUUCACCUUCCUCGUUGUCGUCCUUGCCGGCGCAAUUGUCCGACUGUGGUACUACGAGCUGUCCUACAUCCUCCACGUGUCGGGCUUUGCCAUCUCGAUGGUGCUCGUCGGCCUCCACCAGCCUGAGCUGUCCAAGAAGAUUGUAAUCAUUACGGCUGCCGGCGCUGGCCUCUGGCUCUUUGACCGUGGUAUUCGUCUCGCUCGCGUCGUUGCUUAUAGUUUCAACAACACGGCCUCUGUUCACCCCCUCCCUGACGGUGGCACCCGUAUCAUCCUGAAGAAGGCCCCUUUCGGCGCGAGCUCUGGCGAGCAUUGCUUCCUGUGGAUCCCCAAGAUCCGCGCCUUCGAGAUGCACCCCUUCACCAUCGCCGCCAUGGAUCCCCUCGAGUUUGUCGUCAAUUCAUACGACGGCUUCACCCGCGAUCUGCACGAGUACGCCGUCCGCCACCCGGGUGCGACCCUCAAAGCCUCGGUCGAAGGUUCCUACGGCACUUUCCCCAACCCGGCCGAGUACGACAAAGUUGUACUCGUCGCGGGAGGCAGCGGCGCCAGCUUCACGGUUGGCACAGCCCUCAACAUUCUCAAGCGGCUCACGCAGAACUCCACCCAGAGUAUCGUCCUCGUCUGGAUGGUGAAGGAGCACACCCGUUUAGAGUGGUUCGCUCAUCACCUCGCGAGAAUCCACGAAUCUUUGAGAUCGUCCGUUCUCCUUUAUGUCACUCGCGUUCCUGACAGCUCUGACUCCACUCUGGCUCCCAUUGUCAAGAAAGAGCGCUCCCACUCGGAGGUCACCUCAUCUGAGGCAUCCACACCCAUAACGCCGGCCACAGAGAAGUUUGAUGUUGAGAGAGGCUUCCCCCAGCAACCCACCAAGGUUCUUACCCGCGUCGUCUCUGACCCUGAGAAGUCUGGCUUCGAGUCUGAUACUACAGCCACCAUUUCCCCUCUCCGACAGAUCGGGACUCCUGUACAUAUCAACUCCAUCCCGAUCAACUACGGUCGAGCCGACGUUGCGGAAAUCAUUCGCCGUACCAUCAACGAGGCUACCCCCGACCAGCGCGUUCUCGUCAUGGGUUGUGGUCCCGAGAGCCUGAUGACCCAGGUCCGGAACACCACAGCCUCUUGCAUCCGUACCUCGGGUCCCGCGGUUGAGUUGCACUGCGAGCAGUUUGGCUGGUAAACAAAGAUACUCGCACGCCUGAAGAGGGCAAAUAUGAACAGAGAGGCCUGGAAAGAGAUAUUGUUCUCUACCCUCCCCUCUUUGUGGCGCGUCUUAAAGCGAGCCAGUUUCAUGUCCAUACUCUUUGCAAAGGCCUUUUGUUUUCUUUUCUUGUCAUGUUUUGUUGGAGUAUUUAUGGGCAGGACACGUUUUUUUCUUUCUUUCUUUGUCCUUUUUUCCCCUUUUGUACUUUCGCGGCAGCUUUGGCGGAGAAAAGGAAACGAUGGGGAGACUUGUUCCUUGGAGGUGGCAUGGCUGAGAGACAGACAGAGAGUACUCACUGGUGAUAAUUGCUGAAGCUGCCGCAUAUCACGCACCAGUUCAUACCCCUUACAGAAGCCCGGAUUCAGUGGCCGCCCUGUAACCUCGUUGAUGUUCCUGCAGAGGAGGAUUAGGUUCUCCUUAAUUUCAAACAUAUUUUCUGAAACACCACAGGCCCCGUGUUUCCCUUCUUGUGAAAGACUCCCGCAGUUGACGUGUGAAGCCCUCUUGGUGGUUUCAACUCCCGAGUCACACCAUGUAGACAACCCAAGCCCCUCACCUCAGCACCCGGAACCACCCAAGAUCGCAUAGCCUAGCAAAAGGUAUACGGCUUGAUAGUUCAACCGCGUCUGAAGCUCCCCAGAUCGUCUGCCAAGCCUCGGCAGCCCGGACCGGAGCGACCCCC